ACUAAAUCGAGCGAAGAGAUUGAGGAGCUCCGCCAACGACGCCGAGCUAGGCGUAAACGUCGAAAGAAGCGCAUGAGAAGGCUGGCAAGAGAAGCAGAAAUGAAGAAACGACGAGAUUUUGAAAGUGAUGCGAUGAAAAAUACUGCAACUCAAUUUAUAUCAUCCUCUCGAAUUAUUGAUCCCUUGUCUAAUGAAAGUAUUAAUCCCAAGAUGAUAAAGGCAGAGUUGUUAUCAGCGGUAGAACGCCUUGGACCUUCAUUGCCACCUAACACUCUUGAUCUCCUCAUAGAUCAACUGGGAGGGCCAGAGUAUGUUGCAGAGAUGACCGGAAGGAAAGGUCGUAUAGUCACAAGAGAGGAUGGUGAAGUUGAAUAUGAACUCCGUCAUGCGGGUGCAGACGUCCCUUUAGAAUUGAUGAAUAUGGACGAAAAGGACAAAUUUAUGAAAGGGGAGAAGAAGAUUGCCAUUAUUUCGGAAGCUGCUUCGAGUGGAAUUUCACUGCAGUCUGAUCGCCGAGCUCAAAAUACUCGACGUCGUGUCCAUAUCACUCUCGAGUUGCCUUGGUCUGCGGAUAAAGCCAUUCAGCAGUUUGGUCAGCCAUUAUUUCACCUUUUGUAG
Strongylus vulgaris is the source of this 618-nucleotide messenger RNA. The record is from the annotation of a GenBank genome assembly. Lineage: Eukaryota; Metazoa; Nematoda; Chromadorea; Rhabditida; Strongylidae.